Messenger RNA from Moneuplotes crassus, 1360 nucleotides. The record is from the annotation of a GenBank genome assembly. NCBI's taxonomy places the organism in Eukaryota, Ciliophora, Spirotrichea, Euplotida, Euplotidae.
GAGAGCAAGAAUUAUAUUAUCCAUAUGAGGAAGUUUAUUCUUUUAAUCUUAGUUUUAGCUGCUUUGGUAUCAAAUGUUUCAGCUAAAUACUCCAAUGCUGAAAUGAUCAGAGAUCUUGCUGUUGGAUCCUGGAGAGUGCUCACCGGCCUUGCUGAAGACAUUUACUACACUACUCCUGAACUCACUGAGGAUGCCUACAAAUCAGCUCCAGAGUUCUACCAGAGCAAUGGGUACAGGUUCGAGGAACACAAGAUUGUUACAGAAGAUGGAUACAUUUUGACUGCUUGGAGGAUUCCAGGGAAGAUCACAGAGUCAGCUAAAGAGUUUAGAGGAAAACCUGCAGUUAUGCUUCAACACGGAUGAUUAGACAACAGUGGGACUUUCAUAGUCGGUUUCAAGAACCAAAGUCUUCCCCUUAUCUUGAGCGAGGAGGGUUAUGAUGUAUGGAUCACUAAUAACAGAGGUAACUUUAAUUCGUAUGAGCACGUUAACCCUCAAGAAUACUCUGUAUUUGAUAUGCAGAGCAAGUAUUGGAGCUUCAGUUUUGAUAGCAUGGCUUAUUAUGAUGUUCCUUCGAAUGUUGAUUACAUCCUUGACUACACCAGCAAUGAGAAGCUGACUUACAUUGGCCAUUCGCAAGGAACAAUGCAGUUCUUUGCAGGAAAUGCAAUGAAGAACAUUGCUGCUAAGAUUGACUCCUUCAUUGGGCUUGGCCCUGUUAUUUAUGUUGACAACAUAAGAUCUCCUAUUUUUGCACUUCUCAAAAAUACAAGUUUGAUAAACUUGUUAGAGUGGCUUGGAAUUAACAAUGUACUUCUUUGGCCGACUAUUGUAAACGUCACUUUGAAAUCAAUUGUGAGGCCUCUUAGGAAGUCUAUACUAAGAUUUAUUCAGAUGAUUGUGGGAAUGAAAGAAGAAAUCUCAGUUGACCUCAGUAGAAUGCCAGUCAUGGGAAGGCACGAGCCAGGAGGAUCAAGCCUUCAGAACAUGCUUCAUUGGAUGCAGAUUAUGAAUUCCAAAGAGUUCAGAAGAUAUGAUUAUGGAAAAGAAGAAAAUAUUGAAAUCUAUGGUCAAGAAGAUCCUCCUUUAUAUGACUUCGAAGUUCUUAAAGAAAAUGUAAAGGACUUGGAUAUGCUGUUAUUCAGAGGAGAAAUUGAUGCUUUAGUUACUCAAGAAGAUUUUGAAAGACUCUUAGACAUUUUCGACUUUAAGAUAGGCAAAACUCUGGACUAUAAGAUUGUCCCAAAAUAUGAUCACCUUGAUUAUGUGUGGGCUGACAAUGCUUAUGAAGAAAUUGGUAAACCAAUCAUAGAUUUCUUGAGGGAAAGAAGAGUAUCUCAAUAAUUCAACUCUGGCACAA